Molecule: messenger RNA, 898 nt
Organism: Oncorhynchus tshawytscha (Chinook salmon)
Lineage: Eukaryota; Metazoa; Chordata; Actinopteri; Salmoniformes; Salmonidae
Product: piggyBac transposable element-derived protein 4-like
Exons: 2
Coding region: 131-898 (255 amino acids)
Source: RefSeq, a predicted model, not a curated record
GUUUCUGACAGAGGAGCUGGUGGGAGAGAUAGUUGAGGAGACCAAUCGCUAUGCCUUAGAGCUACAGGAGAAGAGAGAGCCAGGAGUGAGGGGAAAACUCGCUAAAUGGGUGACAACCACAAUUAGUGAAAUGUAUACCUUCCUGGUGACAGUCCUUCUCAUGGGAAUAGUAAAGAAGAACUCCCUAAGAGAAUACUGGAGCACAGAUCCUAUGUUUGCAACUCCCUUCUUUGCCUCCCUCUUUUCCCAAGAUCGCUUCCUAGUUCUGCUGCGAUGCCUGCAUUUUGUCAACAAUGCUACUGCCAUCCUAAGUGACCCGUUACACAAAAUAAGAAAUGUUCUUAUCAGCCUGACAUCAGCAUUUGGUCUGGUCUUUGUACCAUACAAGGACCUAUGCAUUGAUGAGUCCCUGAUGUUAUGGAAAGGUAGGCUGGCGUUCCGUCAAUAUAUUCCCUCCAAAAGGCACAGGUUUGGAGUCAAGUUCUUUGUCAUGUGCGACGUGAAGACAGGAUUUGUCCAGGAUAUUAUAGUUUACACAGGGUCCACCACUGACAUCAAACAUUAUGAGGGGCUUGGGGUGUCAGGGUCCGUGGUGAUGACCAUGCUGGCUCCUCAUCUCGGCAAGGGACACACUUUGUACGUGGACAAUUGGUACAGCAGUCCCACACUCUUCCAGCAUCUGCUCUCCAACAGCACAGGGGCCUGUGGCACAGUCAGGUCGAACCGGAAGGGGAUGCCGGCAUUCGGAUGCGGGAAGAUGCAGAGAGGGGAGGUGGAAUUCCAGGAGAACGGUCAACAGCUGGCAGUAAAGUGGCAUGACAAGCGAGACGUCCAUGUCCUCUCCACUGUCCAUACAGCAACCAUGUCGGCCACAGGGAAGGUGGAAUUGUGUGCUUGA